AUUAAUAUUAUUUGAGUUUUAGCCCUCUUUUUGCCCUGGAUCUGUCUGGGGUGUCGUUCUUGCAAAUCAAUCACUGAACUUGAAGUUAAACUGGUCUGCACAUGCAGUGGCGGAGCCGUUUUUCUUUGGAGUUUUCUCCCUUCUUCUUCUUCUUCAUCACUGAUUUCGCGUUACUGUACUUUUGUGGUGAAAUGGAGGAAUGAGCUAUCUUCCUUCCACCUCUUAAAUUUAGUUCGAUUGGUCAUUUGCAAUUCACCAGGUUGUUGUUUUACUUGGUUGAAUUUAUGGGGUUCUUUCCCCUCUUGCAAGAUUUUCGAUUGUUCAUUCCAUUUUUCCACUUCUUUGUGCUAAUUUGUUUUGUGAAUCGAGAGUUUUCGCUGAAUUGCGAUUAGCUUAUGCGAGUUGAAUCGAAUUCACGCCGUUUCGAUCAAUCUCGUGCGAUACGGAUGAUGAAACGUCCGUUUUUAACUGUUACAAUGACGAAGAAGAGAUGGCCGUUGAUGAUCUUGGCACUGGUUUCCAUUUCCACGGCAACGGUUUUUAUUAUGCGGACUACGUUUGAUUCGUGUAGCGGUGAUGGGAAUAGAGGUUUUGUGGAAGAAAAGGGUAUCGACUCUCAGAUUCGGUCCUCUCAAAUCGAGAGAAAAGCUCCGAAUCCUCUUGAUUUCAUGAAGUCGAAGCUCGUCCUCUUGGUCUCCCAUGAACUCUCUCUUUCUGGUGGGCCUCUUCUACUCAUGGAGCUUGCUUUUUUGUUGAGAGGUGUCGGUACUCAAGUUGUUUGGAUCACUAAUCAAAUGACCUCGGAGCCUGAUGAAGUAGUAUACAGUUUGGAGCGCAAGAUGUUAGAUCGAGGAGUGCAGGUAUUAUCCGCUAAGGGACAAGAAGCUAUUGAUAUUGCUCUAAAAGCUCAUUUGGUUGUUCUGAACACUGCUGUUGCUGGAAAAUGGUUGGAUGCUGUUCUCAAGGAGAAUGUUCCCCGUGUUCUUCCGAAGGUUCUGUGGUGGAUUCACGAGAUGCGUGGGAACUAUUUCAAAGUUGAGUAUGUGAAGCACCUCCCUUUUGUUGCUGGUGCCAUGAUUGAUUCACAUACAACUGCAGAAUACUGGCAAAACAGAACGCGGGAACGAUUAGGAAUUAAAAUGCCUGAAACUUAUGUCGUGCAUCUUGGAAAUAGUAAAGACCUUAUGGAAGUGGCUGAAAAUAAUGUGGCCAAGAGGGUUCUUCGAGAGCAUAUUCGUGAGUCACUUGGAGUUCGGAAUGAAGAUAUAUUGUUUGCAAUUAUAAAUAGUGUUUCACGGGGGAAAGGUCAGGAUUUGUUUCUCCGAGCCUUUCAUCAGAGCUUGCGAAUGAUCCAAGAUAAAAAGCUGCGGGUACCAAGGAUACAUGCAGUGGUAGUUGGCAGUGACAUGAGUGCUCACACAAAGUUUGAAACAGAACUACGCAACUUUGUCGUUCAGAACAAAAUUCAGGAUCGUGUUCACUUCGUCAACAAAACCCUGUCUGUGGCUCCUUAUCUAGCUUCUAUUGAUGUUCUUGUUCAAAACUCCCAGGGGAGGGGAGAAUGCUUUGGAAGGAUAACGAUUGAAGCAAUGGCAUUUCAGCUGCCCGUGCUGGGAACGGCUGCGGGAGGAACAAUGGAGAUUGUAGUGAACGGAACGACGGGUUUGCUACAUCCUGCAGGGAAAGAAGGCGUGACCCCUCUGGCACAGAGCAUCGUGAAGUUAGCGACACACGUCGAGAGAAGGCUGACAAUCGGAAAGAAAGGAUACGAGAGGGUGAGGCAAAUGUUUCUGGAACAGCACAUGGCCCAAAGAAUAGCUGUAGUUUUGAAGGAAGUUCUGCAGAAAUCAAAGAGCCACUCAAGCCAUUAACCCUCUGUUGUUUUUAUUUUUACCUUACAUUACAUGCUUGAGAAUAUAGACAAAUUGAAUGAAUGCUAUAGGAGGAGGAGAAUUGUAUGCUGUACUUCUUCUUCUUCUUCUUCUUUUUCUCUCUCUUUUGGUACAGUUUGUUGCAGGAAAUCACGUUGCCUAGGUGGGUGGUUUCUGAAUGUAAGUUAUUUUCGUGUUCUUAUUUCUUGUUCUGCUAAGAAAACUGGAGAAAUUUAGCCCC
This is a messenger RNA of Cucurbita pepo subsp. pepo (vegetable marrow), 2112 nucleotides long. NCBI's taxonomy places the organism in Eukaryota, Viridiplantae, Streptophyta, Magnoliopsida, Cucurbitales, Cucurbitaceae. The record is from RefSeq and is a predicted model, not a curated record.